ACACGAUCCCCUGUUCAGUGACUUUACCUGUUGGGGCUCGUGCAUCGUGCGGCUGAGGAUCGGCACCAGCGAUCAUCAAACAAUCAGCGAAAUGACUCGAGAAUGCGGAGCAAAACUUGGCCUUCUGCUCCUUGAUCAUCGUAAUAGACAUAAGUUUAAGGUUUAACAGUAAAUAACUUGAAAGAAUGGGACAAGGCCUUGGUGGCAUGAUGAGUAUUCUGCCUGAUCAUCACCAAGCUGCAGGCUAUGGACGCCACAAAGCGCUAUUCACAACGGCUAAUGCACGCCCGGACAUUCCAGUCACUUAAGGUUAAUUGUCCGUCCCAGCCUCUAUUCAGUUUCGGCAUAGCACAGCGAGAUAAAGGCUGCACUCUUUUCAUUUCUCAGCCUGAUUGCUCUUGGCAAGGUUGACGGUCAGGGGAGAUCCUCGCCAGCUAGAAGAUCAUGACACCACAAAACCCGAUACAGAAGAGGGGUAAUGCGUUGGCGGCGUGUUAUAAAUGACUCUUGAGUGCCACGGCCCAGCCUCGCUGUCGGGAGGGGCUUUCAGGCUUGACUGACGUUUAUUCUUUUCUUCAAGUUUGAAUCCGGCAUUCUGCCCAGCAUGCGGUUCUAUCAGAUUGCACCCCUUGGCCUCUGGGUAGGCAAAGGUGCGGCGAGUGGCAGUCAGCUCUUCCACGACACCUUCCAGCUGAACAAGUUACCUGACAUGGUGUCACUGGCCGAUGCCAAACUGAAAGACAUCGUACUCCCCGACUCCAUCUCUGAAUUCACUGAGUGGAUCGGAGGAAUCCCAGAACCACAAGCCUUUGGUUUACAGCCCAGACAACGGCAGUGUGUCGACGCAGGAUACUAUCCAUGCUCAAGCGGCCUCGGAUGCUGUCCUGAAGGUAGCACCUGCGUCUCCAGCGGGUGCUGUCGAGGUAAUGCCAAACAAUGCGGCGCAGGCCGAUGUUAUGAUCCAUCAUCACAGAUUUGUUGCAGUAGCGGUACCGCUUGUCUCAAAGGUCAGACCUGUGUCAGUGGAGGUUGCUGCAGCAGCGGUGAGACCAAGUGUGGCUCUUCUGGAUGCUAUAACCCGAACACCUCGGUUUGUUGCGGAGGUAUCGGUAGGAACUGCCCCAAGGGAUAUGACUGCAUGCCAGGUGGAGGGUGUUGUCCAUCCGGCCAGAAGCGCUGUGGUAAUAGCAAGUGUUAUAACCCACGAACGACCACUUGCUGUACCGGACCUGGAACUGUCUGGGCCUGUCCAAAGUCCAGUGAGUGUUGUUCAACUGGAUCUUGUGCCAACCCCUCGACUCAAAAGUGCUGCGAGAAUGGAUCGUGCUUGAAGGGGACUACAUGCUGCGACAAAGAGUGCUGUCGAUCGAAUGGUUACUGUGCCUCCGAUGGCUACUGCAAGCUAUGCCCUGCUGCCACUAAGACCAUCAAGUCGACGAACACAGUCACCACAACUAAGAUGAAGACGGUCCGCGUUACAACUGACAUCGAGCCUGACACUGGCAACGCUCCCGAGUUUACAUGUGUGCCCAUGACAGCUACCAACGAUGAAGGUGCAACACUUGAGCUUGAUGAGGGAUGUACUCUGCACUACGAGCCUCCUGAAGCUACCACCACUGACAAUGCCGCUGCUCGUCUUCGCCGUGAUGCCGCAACAGCACCUGCCCACGUCAACAGAGGACACGGUCUCCUGGCAAGACAGGCUUCAUGCACACCCUAUACAACUGUUACAAGAACCGAAUGGGAGACCGAGACCGAGACUGAAACUGGCACAAAGACCAUCACGGUCCAAGGCGAAGAUGCGACGUUCUCCUGCCCUGAAAUGGAAGUCACCAACGAUGUCGGUGAUACUCUUGCUCUUGAUGCCGAGUGCGUCUUGUCAUUUACGCCGGCUGAAACAACAAGUUCUGAGGAGGGAGCGUCAGCGCAGGAUCGGCCGACGGAUGAGCUUCAGGUCCCGGCUGGAACUGGAGAGGAGAGUACUACUACGGUAACAGCUACUGCAGGGAGUGGAGGUUCGAAUGAUAAUAGCGGCGCUAUUGAGAGAGCCUCGUUGUCACUAAUGUUGAGUUUUGCUGGUGUUGCAAUGUUUGUGCUUGUCAAUUAGGGGACAACUGUUUGUCUAGUAAUUAUACACUUUGGGUUUCAUGUUUCUUAAAUAGCCUUUUCCUAUCGAUUUAAUAAUUACAGAGCUCCUGUCUAACCAAGCUAAGUACAAGUUAACCAAAAA
This is a messenger RNA of Fusarium odoratissimum NRRL 54006, 2230 nucleotides long. RefSeq lists its product as uncharacterized. Lineage: Eukaryota; Fungi; Ascomycota; Sordariomycetes; Hypocreales; Nectriaceae. The transcript has 2 exons. The record is from RefSeq and is a predicted model, not a curated record. Bases 605 to 2107 code for a protein of 500 amino acids.